AAAUUCCGAUCGUUUCUGUAGCGAGCCAUGGAGUCCUCGCUCAACUAAUUUGGCUCUCUUCUUGUCCGCCACCGAUGGGAACGCGGUCUUAUAGAAACAAAAAAUCUCCUUUACGGCAACGGCGGCCCUAAAUGCGUCCUUGAUCGAAAUGAUGUCCACCAGGUCUUUUCCAUCAGAUUUUCGAGGUCCUGUCCCUCAGUUCUUUGAUUAUGGCGCUGCGACCAUGUUCGAUACUUCCAAGGCAUUGGUCUACGGAGGGCAGGUCAAUCCUGCCAUCAACAGCUGGAGCUUUGGCUUGACUACAGUCAUCACUAAUGCAGGAAUCCAUUUCAACAACUACUCCAUCUUUGCCACAGACAAAUCUACGAGUGCCGGUGCCUUCAACGUCUACACGCCUCCAGCACCCGCAGCCCAGGAGUCAUCCAGUAAGGGCUUAUCAACGCCGGCCAUUAUCGGAAUCGCUGUCAGCGCUGUUGCUCUGGUCAUGCUUGUGGCUCUGUUUGCCAUCUUUCAUCGUCGCAACAAAAAGAUCGAUGAGCGCGCUCGAGAGCAGGAAGGAUUGGGGAUGGCAGUUCGCGAUUUGCACGCCAAGGGCGGCAAAGGCAUGAGCUCCUAUCAACCUCGUUUCGCUUCAACCCACUCACUGCUGGAUUCAGAGGCCAACACCUCCCCUCGCGGCCAAAACAGUGUCUCGACCGAACGCCCUGUAGAAAAUUUGACCUUGCGCGUCCCCAUUGUGCGCUACGACGGCCGCGAUGUUGCUCAAUCGGUGCCUCAUGCUCCAUUGGGCGCGGUUGUCCUCUCACAAUACCGUCUUGGCCAGACGGCCGUCAAUUCCAAGAUGAUCGUCAUUCAGUUAGGCGAGAACGUGGACACGGCCGAGAGUGUGACCCUCAAGUGGGUUCGGGACGAGAUUGUCUGGCAGCGAGAGGCCGCUAUGUUGAACCACAUCGUCAACCCCGCCAAAAUCAUCUCGCUUCACCAGACUAUGAUCAUUCCCGCUGCUCUAGAGUGGCGCCAUAUCCUCGUUCUGGAUGCACAUGAAUCAACCCUGGACUUUAUGCUUUCGACUCACCAGCACCGCCUUUUGCACCGACCCGAUCAGCUGGCAGUCGCCAAAGCACUGUUGAGCGGACUGGUCUGGUGCCACGAGAAGGAUGUCGUUCAUCUUUCCAUCUGUACAGGGUCGCUAGUGCUGAACGAGGAAGGCCAUUGGGUCAUCUGGUCUUUUGGCGGAGCUAGGUUCCUGAAUGAGGCUGUUGGACCCCGUCAGGGUUCGUUAAUCGGCCAGGAGAACGGCACCGUGGAGAGAAACCUGGCUCCUGAGCUAUUGAACGCUCGACGGGAACUAAGACUGGACACAACAUUGGCUACAACCGCGAUGGAUGCCUGGGCAGCGGGCUGUGUCCUGUUCGAGGUGCUCACUGGACAGCCUUUGUUUAGGACCGAGGAGGCGGCAGACCAAGCGGCAACUGGGCGAUUCAGUGCAUGGAAGGAUCGUCUCGUCGAUAUUCAGGACCCCAACGAGAGAAAGGUCGUCGAGGGGCUCCUUGUCCUCGAUCCUAACUUUCGCCUGAGUCUUAAUCAAGCUGAAUCUUUGUUUGUGUGAGAGACGGCAGACAACGCCAACAUCAACGCCAUCAAGACACCGCCAAACACCACCUACAAAGAAAUAAAAUACCCGCAUUACCUUCAUUCCCGACUACCGAC
This is a messenger RNA of Gamsiella multidivaricata, 1710 nucleotides long. Its product is annotated as kinase-like domain-containing protein. Gene Ontology annotation, molecular function: cyclin-dependent protein serine/threonine kinase activity; cyclin binding; ATP binding. The coding region runs from base 149 to 1609 and encodes 486 amino acids. Gene Ontology annotation, cellular component: cyclin/CDK positive transcription elongation factor complex; nucleus. The record is from RefSeq and is a predicted model, not a curated record. Gene Ontology annotation, biological process: protein phosphorylation; transcription elongation by RNA polymerase II; positive regulation of transcription elongation by RNA polymerase II. NCBI's taxonomy places the organism in Eukaryota, Fungi, Mortierellomycota, Mortierellomycetes, Mortierellales, Mortierellaceae. The transcript has a single exon.